Anthonomus grandis grandis is the source of this 9544-nucleotide messenger RNA. RefSeq names its product F-box only protein 28 (gene dmpd). Lineage: Eukaryota; Metazoa; Arthropoda; Insecta; Coleoptera; Curculionidae. Gene Ontology annotation, molecular function: protein binding; transcription coactivator activity. The coding region runs from base 210 to 1865 and encodes 551 amino acids. Gene Ontology annotation, biological process: positive regulation of DNA-templated transcription. The transcript is spliced from 11 exons. The record is from RefSeq and is a predicted model, not a curated record. Gene Ontology annotation, cellular component: nucleus.
CAAUUUGUGACGUUUGUGUUUUCUUUGUUCGAUUUGGGAUAUUUUUUUUUCAAAAAUAAAGUAAGUUCAAGACUUAUGCUUACGUAUUGUUGGUUUUAUUAUUUGGUGUAAGUAUGUUGUGAUAGCAGUGAUUAAUCCAAAGUAAGCAGAAAUUCAGUAACAGAACUUACCCUAACUUAAAAAUUUAAGAAGUUUCGAAAAAAAUCAAAAUGGUUUCAACAAGAUUAAUGUCUAACAAUGGCAGCAAUAGUAAUUGUAACACUAACAGCCCGGCGGAGCCUGCCACACCUUCUGUCGGAAUUGUAAAUGGAUCUUCCACUAGCGGAGGUGGUGGACCUUCCGGAUCCACAGUACCCCAAAUUCUUAAUCCCUUAGAGUUUGGGCCCGCUAAGUUUACUAGAAAUAGUGUUACAGCUAUGGCGGGAUAUAGUGGACCUGGUGGGGGACCUAGUACGUCUACAGGGUUGGGAGCUGUGCAAUGUGUCAGAGUGCAAAAUGUCCCAGUUCAGUCUAUAAAAUUCCUAGAUUUGCCUCAGGAGGUCAUUGAAAAAAUCCUUGGUUAUUUGUCUUUUAAGGAAAUUUGUAAAUUAAGACUGGUAUCGCGUCGUAUAGAUCAGAUCUGUGGCUAUAUCCUUAAUUCUACAUUUUCAAAACUACAAAACCAGAUGUUACAGCGUUUUCAGGAUAUCAAAAGUAAGAUGCCUCGGCGGGAGUCCGCCAGGCGUAGCCACUAUUUGGCUUGCGAAAGUGAUAUCGUCGAGACGCUUCAUAUGCGUUUAACGUUAUUACAAAUGUCGUUUGGCAAGCACAUUGAGAGGAAGCACAUUUGCUUUUUUCCUGGGGAAAUUUUGGAUGAGGUUUAUUCAAUUCUUCAUUAUAUUCGGACCACUCCUAGGCUUGAUUUGCCUUACAAAGUAACAGAUGAGCUCUUUGACUUGUCCACCAUGGCCAUGGAAUAUUUUAAAGAAAAAAUUGAGCCAAACUUGCCAGAAAUUGCCUAUUUCAGUACAGACUUUUUAGGUUUUUCCAGUAGUUUCACCAGCCCAAACUCUACUAAAUAUGGAUUAGAGUCUUCAAAUUUGUCGUCUGAUUCUUCCAAGGUAGAUCACAAUGAUCCUGAUGUCUUAGAUGGAGAAGAAUUUGUAGAGAUUCCCCAAUCCAAUAUGGUGUUACGCAAGCGUAUCCGUAAGAUUAAGCAGGGCAUGAAAAGAUAUAAUAACCAGUUGUCAGUGCUAAGGAAUGAAUUGAAAGUCUGUAAGAAGAAGACAGCCGAACAACAAAAGCAGAUCACCGAUCAGCAAAAGCAACUGGCUGAUCAACAGAAGCAGACAUUGGAAUAUGCAACAAGGUUGGACGACUACGAUAAGAAGAAUGAAGAAAUCUCUCGAAAGUUUAGUACACUUUUACAAGAACUGAACAAGUGCAAAACCGAACUCCAGUACUGGCGUUGCAAGUCUCCGGCCACUCCCACCGUAUGUACCUCGUGCGGUAGUCCGGUUAUUCCACAACCUGAGGAAUUACAAGCGUUAGUUAAUCAAGGAGUAAAUCCCGAGGGACUCGGUUUAGAUCCCUUACUAGAAUUAGCAGCGACGGCUCAAAAUCCAGCAGAACAGGGUACAAGCAAAAAUAUUGAUGAAGAGCCGGCCAAUAAAAUUAUAGAAAAUUUAAAAGAAUGCCAGAAUCCUAUAAAAGAUGUAGAGGCAGCUAAAAAGGCAGAAUCACCUCCUGGAUCCCCCGGUCCAGCCUCGCGCAGCGCCAAACGGAAAUCGUCGUCGGAGGAACGCGAGGAGGACCAACAACAGCCAAAGAAGAAAUCCAGGCGAUUGACGAAAGUACGCUCAAAGCGCAGUACCGCAAAAGUUUAGGUGUCCAUCAAGAACAAAGAAACAGAGAAUUAGAAAAGAUAGCAUCAGAAACGAAGUUAAUUACAAAAUAACCACAGACCUUAUCAACCCUCGUAGGUAAUUAAGGUUUAAUUGGAAACAUGAGUCGAGAUGUCUGAGCGCUCGCGCACUGUUUUUUAUAAAUUACACCCCUUCCACCAAGAAAAUGCUUCAGUUCAAUAGUAGAUGUGUAGUCGCCGUCGUCGCAAACAACAGUCUUAGACAAGACAUUUUACGUGAUCGGGAUUUUCUGUUGCUUUUCACAGUUUGCGCUUUGAAAAAGCAACAGGAAACCCCUUACAGAUAGUAUGUAGCCAGAUGAAUACGUAAUAUGUUAAGCGAGUAGGGUUUUCUUUAGAACUAUCAUUUCUUGCCCCGCGUAGCGUCCUUAACCUUUUUGGGAGGCAUUUAUUUUGCAUUACCAAGGACAUAGAACUGCUCAUACUGGAAAUCAAAAUACUAUAUCAAAAAAAAAAAUAGUUUGGUAGUUACAGUAGUCCUAGCCGUCUAGUCGUCGCUUUCCGAAAAGCUUUGGGACGAGACGACCGUUAAAUAUCAGGUUUUACAACUUUUAACGUCUAAAUAGGUAUAGCUUUUACCCAAAACCCAGCACGCAUUUCUCCAUAUUUUCAAACAUAGAUUGAUCAAUUAGGAUAUACAUGAUUUUUAUACAGCAAUCGGGGUCUGGUGAUAAGCGAUAGUAACAUUUCUGCUUUUCGUUUUACUUUCAGUUUUUAGUUAUAAGAGUUUGCAGUAAGGCACAUUAAAGGUUUUAAGUUAAUACAACUGCUAAUUACCCUCCUUCUUUGGUGGAUUUAAGGUCUUAUAUGUGGGGUGUAUUUGCAAAAUGCGACAUGUCCAAAAUAAGAGUUGUUUGAGAAAACUGAAGAAAAACUAUUUAACCCUUUCGCGUCGAUUGGGACAUGCUUGUCCCAUCAAAAAUUUGGUUUUGAAAAUGCGACUUUUUUUAUUUGUUAAACUUAAGCGUCUUUUAAUUUAUUUCUUUAUUAGUACCUACCGCAAUGACAAAAAUAGCUUAAGUUUAUUUUUUUAACGUAAGUAUAGUGUGAGCUAUAUAUGUCCCAGCCGUAUAUUUGUUUGGGUUUUAUAUGUCUCAAUAGUAAAAUAAACCCAGAUCAAGAAAAUCAUAUUAUUUAUUUUUUUCAAAGAAAUACAACAUUAUGAGUGAUAAGAUGAGAAACAUUCUUUACAUAGUGGUACGUCACAGGCGGAGCAUAACAUGACCGUCCUUUUUUCUACUUUUUGCUGGACACAACGACGGCAUCUUCUUCUGGUUUUUGAAAGGAUAGGUAGAUUUACCAUCUUUACCAGUCCUUGCAACCUCAACUACAUGAUCAGUAUGACAGUUACUCAGGACCAUUACUUCUUUAGUAUCCAUCCAAUUGAAUGCUAUUGUACCAUAAUUAUUGCAAAGACACUGCAUGUCUCCGCUUUUCACUGUCUUUUUAUCAAAUUGCUCAAAUUUCAGCAUAUUCUUUCGAGUGGCUAUGCAAGUUCGAACUUGAGGGAAAGGUAAAGUGUUCAUUAAAUUUACAGAAGUAAAAAAACGGUCAUAACAAAUAAGUACCUGGUUAUCUCUUAAAGUUUCUGUCAAUUUUUUUACUACUCGUUCACCUAGGGUGCCAUCAAGGGUACCUGGUUCUCUUCCAGAAUAAAUAUUAAAAUCAUAAACAUAACCCGUAUUAGAGUCGCAGCGUUCCCAAAUUUUUAUGCCUCUUUUGAUUGGUUUUAAUGGUAAGUAUUGUUUUAAUGAUGAACGACCUUUAAACUUUGUCAUAGACUCAUCUAUGGAUUGAAAUUUGCUUUCGGUUCUUGCUUUUGGGAACGUCGAUUUGAGGCACGCAACAAUAUCUUCAAUAUAAUAAGUUUUACUGGCGUUUAUUUGGCUUUUGUGGAUGGUUAAAAUACAGUUUACUAGCCACAAGUCUAAAUCUAUCUCUAGAGAUAGCUUCUUUUACAUCCUGGUUGCCCAAAGACUUAUGAAAGCCCAAUAGCUGCAUUUGGGGCGAUUUAUUAUAAUCGAUUAUAAAAAAACACCCUGUUAUAAUCAUUGUUUCGUGUGAAUCAGUUAGAAUUUGUUUCUUAUUUCGAACCUCUUUAAGAAUUUUAAGGCGCUCAUUGGUACACUAGGCAAUAUAAAUAAAUAAAGAAGGUGGCAUUAGUUUGAGAAAAAUAUCCAGCUCUGUACUUCCACGAUUGACCUGAGCUAUUAUUGUACAGUUGGCCUUUUCUGGGACCUUAUACCGGGAUGAAAAAUUAUCAAUUUCUUUCCAGAUCACAAUUGAUUUGUCAGCAGGAAAAGAGGCCGGAAUAUCAAGUUCGAUAUUUUCGUCCGAACUGUUAGAUGAAUCUGGGGAUUCAUAGGCACCAUCUGGAUUGAAAGAUGGCGUUGAUGGUUCAUUAGAAUCAAUUUUCAUUUUUUUGUUUUUAUUUAUCGCAUUUUUUUUGUUCUUGCGUUUUUUACUAACCUCAAGAAAAUCGGAAUCAUCACUGGAAUCCGUUUCUUCCUGCUCGUAUUCGGAUCCACUGCUCUUAAAGGGGCCUUCCUCUUCAUCUGAUGAUAAACCUGCUUCUGCUAAAGCCUCUAGUUCUCUUUGCGUUAAACGUUUCCUAAAAAAGAGUUUUAUAUAAAAAAUGCUGAUGGGACGAUAAUAAACCGAAGUAAAAGUCGGUGGGACAUAUGUGUCCCACAAGAAUUUCCUAAUUUACACGUAAAAUAUAAACACUUAACUUUAACAAAUAAUUUUAAAAACCUAGACAUAUUCGAAAAAAUAUCCGUAAUUAUUUUAAGCUGUAUAACACGAUGUUUGCUAAAUUUGAGGCAAAAACAAUAGCACGCUGUCGGUUAAAUGACUGUACUACAACCUAUUCUAAAACAUUUAACUGCGCUGCUUGAAUAUUUUGUUGACAAGCAUUGCUGAAUGCAGAUGGGACAUCGGGCUAUAUAAAAAUCAUUGCAUAAUGUACCAUCAGUAUUUUUUGAAAGUUGGAUGGGACAUAUAUGACCCAACAGUAAUUGCAGGCUAUUAAUUUGCAAAAUAAAGUCGACGCGAAAGGGUUAAGGUAGUGGAGGCAUAUAUGGCCCACCUUAAGGUUUUUAUUCAUUAAAAAAAUCUACAAAAUUAAAAAAAUAUAAAUUUACAGUUAAUGAAAGAUCUACAGUUGUGGACAAAAUAAUAGCAGUAUGUGCACAACGAAAAGAAAAAUGAAUUUUUAUUGAGAAUUUAUAAGUAAAGCAAAUACAUAACAGUAAAAAAGAAAUUUAUGUAUUUGUAUACUAAAAAAUGAAAAAAAUAUAUCUCUUCUAUGGUCAUAAUAAUAGCAGUGUUCGAAGAAAAAAUAAUAAUUAGAAACAACUAUUUUAGAAAAAUCAAAAAAAGUGCAUUUACAAUUUAUAUAACACUUUAAUAAUUUAUGGUAAAGCCUUUGUUUCCAAUUAUUGGUUCACAUCGUCGUGGCAUAGAGUUUACAACAUCUCGAUAACGGGAUGCUAUGCCAGGAAUUGCUAAUAACUGUCCAGAGUUCUUCUUGAUUUUUCACGUGACACAGCAUCCUUAAUGUUUCCCCACAAAUUCUCGAUGGGAUUGAGAUCUGGACUCUGCGCAGGCUAUUCUAGUAUACUAAUGUUGUGGUCAAUUAAAAAUUGUUAACAGAAACAGCUGAUAUGUUUCGGAUCAUUAUCAUGCAUGAAUACCCCUUGAAGGGACAUUUUAUAUUCUGCAAAAGGUAGCAUAAUCUUCCGUAAAAUAUCGACGUAAAUAUGAGAUGUCAUAAUAUUUUUUAUACAAUAUAUUGGUCCUACCCCAUAAUAUGAAAAACUGGCCUAUACGAUAAUUUUAGAACCACCGUGCUUAAUCGUCUUAAUGGUGUAUUUAGGUUGAUAGGCGGUAUUCAAAGGGCCUCUAAAGUAUGUUCUUCGUCCUUUAUUACCAAACAAAACUAUUUUGCUUCCAUCGGACUACGCUAAAUAUUCCUUUGCAAAUGUUAUUCUGUUCUUAAUUUGUCUUUUAUUCAAUAAUGACUCUUUUCGUGGGCUUCUGGCAAACAAAUUAGCCGACGCCUUAUAGUUUGACUGGAAACAUCCAGUCUAGAUGUUCCAGGGUUUUUCUUUGAGGCUCGAAUUAAAAGUUUUUCCUGUCUAUUUGUAGUUUUGCGUUUACGACCACGGGUUUUCUGCUUUGCGCUGCCAUCUUAAAGCUUUUUCUACUAUUUUAGCUGAACUUUCCAUUAUUCCUUGUAUUUGGGAAUAUGAUUUUCCCUGAGCGCGUAGUUUUUUUAUUAUUUCACGCUUUUCUUGAGAACAAUGCUUAUUUCUAUAUUUCUAAAAAAAGUUAAGAGCUCGGAAAUGAAUAGAUUAAACUUCAGCUCCUAGAUAUAUGAAAAAAUCUAUUAUACCUCAAGUAAAUUAUUAUAUUCAAAAAUCAUUAUAGAUUUGAGUUCAUAUUUCUUUUAAAUACGUGAAUAAGUGUAUUUUCUUCUUCUUUUCAAUUUUUGAGCAUGUGAGAUAGUAGGUAUUUUGUAAAUUGAUUUUUGCUAUAAGUGACGACGUAAUACCCAAUAAAAUAAGUAACUUAUUAUGAACUCGUCACAAGAAUACAGAUUUUAUUUGCAAAUAUACGCCACAUAUGUUAGUUUACUUUCAAAAGUUGUUACUAUAUUAGGAACAACGCUAUUACAUCGAACUUGGAAAGUGAUCGUCUUUAUAUGUUAAAACCAACCUUUACUUAGUCUAAUUAAUCCUUACCACAGACAAGUUUGGAUUCUCGCAUUGCUUUAAUUUAAAAAAAUAAUUUGAAAACGUCUUACCUUAACAUCUUAUGACUUGACUAAAACGUUAUGUUUUGUACAGCUUUAAAGUGGUAAAUUAAAAACUAUAGAGCUACUAACAAAUCAAAUACACUUCUGUCUACACACUUCAAAUCUGUUUAUCUUUUAGCUACAGAGUUGUUUUAAUUAUUCAAAGCUCAGUUUAAAAAAGAACUAAAAACCAAAGAGCAUGUUCAAUAAUAAAUAGUCUAAGCAGCAAGGCAUUAAGAACGUUUAUCGCCAGACCCUGUACAUAUCUACUUACCAAAAUAUUUAGUUAAUAAAGAAAUAACCCAGUUACCCAGUACAGUAUGAAAAAUAUUUAUUGUUGUAGUAGGACUUUUUGUUGUACAGUAUACAUUAAAGUACUUGAUGGACAAGUUUAUGUUUUUUUUUUGUCAUAGUCAUUUGUCAGGUAUUCAUUUCAAGAGAAAAUGUCCUUUUUGUAUUUUGUGCCAUUUAUGAAUCUACGCCUAUCAUGAGAUGUUUUACUACAUUUACAAAAAAAAGACAUUUUUUAUUUAAUAAUUUAAUUUGCCUCGAAAACCAUUUUACCUGAAGAUAAUACGAAACUAUGCAAAAUCCGGCCAAAGUAUAUCAUAGUAAAGCUUCGGUAAAGACCAGUAUUUUGUUUAAAUUAUAUCUAAAAGCAAUUAUUGUCAAUCUUUAGUUACUAUAUUUCAGUAUCUCAAGUAAAACUGGAUUGACCAUGAAUACUAACUAGUGCCCCAGUGUACGAUUUUUUUUUUCAGUCUAAUUCAAUUUAUUCCUGUAUUAUACAAAAUGAUACGGUCUUUACCGCAGUUCCCUUCUCACUUUCCAUUAUCCUAAAAAAAAAAACGAAACUCCCGGACGAUAAUGUCAAUGAUAUUGGUUCAUUCGUCCAAUUUGCAAGAAACCCAGAUACGCAAAAUCGAAUUGUAAACAGAACUUUGUUUAUAUAUAAGGGUAUCUAAUAACUGUAAGAGAAUGUAUUUAAUUUUAAUAAAGUAGAUUGGUACGAUAACAAUGAUUAAUAAAAAAUCAGCUUUAAAUAUUUGCAAGAGGGAGAGAGAGACAGAUAAUAUUCACACGGUAUGAACAAGAUCACCCUGUAUAUUUUUUAAUUCUAAUUAUUAUUUUAUCUUGUUUGUCUGUUGUGGCGCAGUAGUAGUUUUAUAGUGAUGGUUUGUAAGUUGCGAUAAGAUUUUUAACAUUUAGUGAUAUGUCAAUUCCAUUUUAGACGUUAAUGGAAUGGUUGGAAUAUACAUUAAUUUCCAUUUAUUAUUAACAUUAACUUGUAACACUAAAUUUAAUAACAACUGUUAGGAAAGUUGAGAAUCUUGUCUUAUAGCAACUGUAUGAAUAUUUAGAGCCUUCAAUGUUUUGAAUCUUAGCGGUAAUGUGUAAUCCGGAAGUUGGUGCCGUGCAAAGCGAUUGUCGGACUGUUUUACUUGCAAGCACAAAUGUGGUUUUAGACUUAUGUAACGGGGUAUAAGUCUCGUUGAUUUUUUUUGUCGAAAUUGACCCAUUUCUCUACUAUUGACGACCAUUUUUUCUUUUGUUAUUAACCGAAAUCAACUACCUCUCGGCUUUCGAAGCAAACAAAAAUCAACGAGCGAAUAGAGUAUGUAGGAUCUCUUUCAUCUUGAUAUACGGUUUAUUUUGUUAGGCUUAAUGAUAAUAAUUUUCCAGUUAGAAAGUUCGGUUGGACGAUUCGCCAGAUUUAUUACUAGACAAUUUUUAUUAUGUAAACUUAAGUACCUAAUUUAGUAUGUAAUAUAACUUCAGAUUUAUUAUGUAAAGUCUCUAUGGUAGUUUUUAUUUUGCCUUAAAUUGUAUAUUUAAACGAAUUAUUAGCAGGCUUUUGCAUACCUUUAGGAUGUUUAAACUUCUAAAUUACCAUUUAUUAUUCCCAAGAGCCUAAUUGAAUAAAAUUACUAAUUUUUAUGUCUGGUAUCGACAAUCGGUAACAAAAGGAACAAUGAUAGGCCAGUCAACAUUGCAUAUAUCAGCUUUUAACUUUAAAUCUGCAAUUUUAUCCUAAAUGUAUGCCUAGGCUUUAUUCCUAACUUCAUGUAUUUCCGGAGGUCGAUUUAAAUACCUAUUUGCGUUUAAAACACAAAAUUCUGUAUUUUUUCACAUUCGGGGUGAAAAUCAACAAUUGUUAUAAAAAAAUACAUUAUCAAACCAUCGCACCUCUGAAAAGCUUUAGGAUUGAUCAAGUUAGUGCAAUAUAAAAUUAUUUUAAAUUAUUACAUUUGUAUAAAUUUUGUUUCUAAGACUUCCUAACUGAAGAGCUUUUCGAACGUGGCAUAGCAAAAACUAUAGGUUAAUACUUUGGAUAAAAAUAAAUUAACUCAUGUUGCGGACCAUAAAAGAAUGUUCAAAAAUCGAAUUAAAUUCUAAAAAUAAAAGCUUUAAAUGACAGAAAUGUUUUACAGGUUUUGCCUCGGACAACCAAAGGAAAUACAUAAACUAUCUGCGAUGUGAAUCUUGUUCUUAUAAAAAUCAUUUAAGUUUUAGGUAAAGUUCCAAAUUUUUUUCCUCCGAUGGCCCCUUUGUCGUUAUUUUGUAUAAAAUUCGUUUUUAAGUUAAAUAAUCGGGUAUGAAAAUAGUUAGUUUUUUUUUGGAGGCGGGGGCCUACCCGAGGAAUAAAUUGAGAGGAAUUCCUGACGUCUAUCUUCUGUUAAAUAAAAGUGUCCUUUUUCGUUUAAAUAUUUGACAAUUAGCCGUAGGAGUGAUAGAUCAUUAUAUUUAAAAAAUUGAAAAAAAAUCACAAAAAAAUAUAUUUUAAAAUUAAAUGUACAAUGUACUCAAUAUAUUUUAUUUACUUAAUAAAUUAUUUGUGUGAA